Messenger RNA from Brassica oleracea var. oleracea, 699 nucleotides. Its product is annotated as agamous-like MADS-box protein AGL97. Gene Ontology annotation, biological process: positive regulation of transcription by RNA polymerase II. The record is from RefSeq and is a predicted model, not a curated record. NCBI's taxonomy places the organism in Eukaryota, Viridiplantae, Streptophyta, Magnoliopsida, Brassicales, Brassicaceae. The transcript has a single exon. The coding region runs from base 1 to 699 and encodes 232 amino acids. Gene Ontology annotation, molecular function: RNA polymerase II cis-regulatory region sequence-specific DNA binding; DNA-binding transcription factor activity, RNA polymerase II-specific; protein dimerization activity.
AUGGGAGGCGAAAAACGGAAAAUAGAUAUUAAGUUUAUCGAAGACAAAGCAGUAAGAUCAGUUACGUUUUGUAAACGACGUGAUGGUCUCUUCAGCAAAGCUUCUGACCUCUGUCUUCUCUCGCCCGCCACUCAAAUCGCAAUCUUAGCGACUCCGCCUUCUACCAAUUCUCACGCUGGUUUCUACUCCUUUGGCCAUUCCUCUGUCGACUACGUCGUCUCUUCUCUACUUCACGACCAGUCUCCUGGUGAUCCGACAAACCAAGUAGAGAACAGAAGGUUAGGUUUUUGGUGGGAAGACCAAGCCUUGGAAAGAUUGGAGAGCGUCGACGAGUUGAGAGAUGCGACCGAUGCGGUUACUAGGAUGUUGAACAAUGUGAGGUUACGAUUAGAUGCCGUGAAGGGUAAUCAAAGAGGUGGAGCUUUAGUGAUCCAUCAAGAGGAGGCUCGGGCUCCUAAGAUUCGUAACACCAACAAGGAAAAAACGAAUCAAAUUACUAAUUCUGAAAGUGCUUGUGGUUUGGUGAUCCAUCAAGAUGAGGUCCCUCAGCUUUGUAACACCAACACGAACUACAAAAACGAAGAGACGACGACUCAAGUUGCUAAUUCUGAAGGUGCUUCUGGUUCUGGAAGUUCGGUAGAGAAAAAUGAUGAUAUUCUCCAUAUCGAUGAUUUGGAUAUUGAUGAUUUUUUUCAUUGA